Sungouiella intermedia is the source of this 2358-nucleotide messenger RNA. The record is from the annotation of a GenBank genome assembly. Lineage: Eukaryota; Fungi; Ascomycota; Pichiomycetes; Serinales; Metschnikowiaceae.
AUGAAGAAGUUCCUAGGCAUGCUGAAGAAGGACUCGAAAGAGGCCCCUAAAGAGGCCUCUGCAGAUUCCCACGAUACGGAUCAGGCGUCAGGUAACGCAUCCGUGCUUUCCGAGCCUGACUCGCUACGUGAGCUCCACCCUAUGUUCGAGGACCACACCACCAGUUUCACCAAUGAUACGAACUUGAACUUGAAUCCCAGCAUUCUGGGCGGCAACUCUGUGUUUACUGAGGCGUCUACGGCACUUCCCAAAUCGAUUUUCUCCUCCAAAUACUCAAGCUCUACCAAGCAGUCUUCUUACUUUUCUCAGGCCAGUCGAACAAAGAAGCCAGUUAGAACUGACUAUGGCCAGCCGCUCCAGAUCUUGGAAGUUCCAGAGGAUUCCAAGGAAGAUAUCAGCGGGAGCUCCAGUGACAUCAUCGCAGACAAACUCCACAAAUUGUGGCAGGAUAUCUUCUACAUUCUGAACCAGUACACUGCGUCCGUACACACUUUGUCUACGACGGUGAUCAACAUGAUCAACUGCUUGAAGGACUAUGUGGCAUUUGUAGACACACUUAACCCAUAUGCGGAUGCCUGGAGUUUCUCUUCCUACAACAACGACGACGUGAGAAAGAUUUUGAGAAUGUAUCUCCACAUGUAUGACAACUUGCUUAAGGAUGACGCAUAUCUCCGUUUAAAGCUCUUAUUGUGCAAGGUUUUCAAUGACUUCAACGCAUCCUUGAAGAGCCAUACGAGAAACUUGUCACACCUGCUCCCAGAUACGAUGGCGAAACCCACAAACUUUGCAAUUGGAAUUAACGACGGACUCGAACUUCCCAACCAGGAGGCGAUCUCUCGUAUUAUUGCAAAGGUUGCCAACAGUCCUCUCUCUGUCAAGGAGCAGAAUGGAUCCUUCAUCGCUCCUAUUGCUCGUGGUAUCGAUAAAGACAUGAACGUGCUCUGUCUCUACUUCGGAUACCCGACCCUCACUGACCACCACUCCAGAAUCGUGAGCAGCGUUCAGGACCUUUUUGAGGAUGUCCACGUGUUGUUGGCCAAAAACCAGAUUGACUUGGCUUCUGCGACAACCGAGUCUAGACCCAAUCCUGUUCAGUUGCCUUCUUUCCCACCUGGUGGGGCACAGAAGUUCAAGCUUCCGUUUAGAAACCCUGUGGACCCCUUGCGCCCGCCUAUGUCCCUCUCACUUUCGGUGGAAACAUCUGCCCGUGUGUCCGGAACCAUGGGCGGCUUCAUCUUCCCUAUUAUUGAUACUAAGAAGCAGCCACAUUUGACUUCCUACGCGAACUCAAAGUUUGCAAUCUCUUGUGGUCACGUUUGCCUAGACAAGAGGGACGAUAGUGACGAGUAUCCAUACGUUCAUUCGCCUCUGUCGGUCUUGAUUAGUUUGUACAAGCAAGCAUUAACUGCUCAGCACCAAAAGUGUGGUGAUUCCAACCAGAAUAUGCUUCAGCUGCAAGUUGCCUAUGGAUCUAUUUUGGAGCAGCUUGACGAAUUCUUCCCACCCAGAGAAGUAGACCUUUACGAUUCGAAGACUAAGCAAGGGCGCUUGGAGAUGAGAAACUUCCCCAAGCACAGAUUCGGUCAGAUCAUCUGGGGUGAAAGAACUUUGAUUCAGGCCAAGAACACAAAAACUGGUCUGUUCCUCACUGACAAGAGAUUGAGUGACUUGGCAAUCAUAAAAGUCAACAAGAUCCUCCAAUGUGACCAGAACUACCUUGGUGACGACAUUGCAUUCAACGAGUAUGAUCCUUCUUUGAUGUUUGAUAAUUUAUAUGUCAGGAAAGUCAUUAAUCUCAACCGUCAUACCAAAGAGGUACCACUAGAGAGAAUAGCUGAAGUGGACUCUCUCGCAUCUGAUGAAAAUGCAGACAGUCUCAGCGGGUUGCCUGUUUUCAAGUACGGUUCAACCACUAAAUUCACGAGAGGCAACUUGAAUGGCAUCAAAUUGGUCUAUUGGAUGGAUGGUGCAAUCCACUCGUCUGAAUUUGUUGUGAACUCACAAGAGAAUACUACCUCGUUCGCCGCGGGCGGUGACAGUGGGUCAUGGAUUUUGACAAAGCUUGAAGAUCUUGAGGGGUCUUCUGAAUCCAAGGGGUUAGGUGUUGUUGGAAUGUUGCAUUCGUAUGACGGAGAAUAUAGACAGUUUGGACUAUUUACUCCAAUGACUGAGAUUCUCAGUCGUCUUGAGGAGGUCACUAAUAUUAAAUGGGGUGUUGUCGGUGUUAACCAGAAGGAUAUGGUUAUUAACCUGAGCGAUUCAGAAAGUGAGUCGGAAUUCGACGAAGAUACUGAUGAGGAAGACAGCGAGUAUGAAAGUGGGGUGGAAGAACAGGCCAACCCUCCGGACAUUGACUAG